AUGAUUAAGCGUCCAUGCGUCAACAAAGUUCUCGAGUUCUUUGGUCCCAGGAUCGAAGAAGAAGUCAAGAAACCUGUUCUGGAGCAAUGUGAUUCGACUAAUCCCGACUUGUACAUCAAUCUAAAAAUGAAAGACGGUCAUGUGCUUAAACAACUGAAUUGUUGGAUGAUAUUUAAAAAGGAUUUUCACAAAAAAAUGACAGAAUCCGGCCUUUAUCGUGAUAUAUGUCUAGCCUUUAACAUCCCAGGCAAGGAACGUGUGCACAUGGUUGGAGAUCUAGUAAAAAAAUAUUGGAGGGAAAUGACUGAAAUUGACCGAACUCCAUUUAAAGAACUUGCCGAUAAUGUAAAAAAAGAAAUGAAUUCAAGAUUUCCAAAUCAUCGUCCCUAUAGAAAAAGAAGGAAGCCCAAAUCUAAUAAAAUUUUUAGGCCUUACUAUCUGAGAAGUGAUAAAAAAAAAAUUCUCGUUCAAAGAAGCAGCAAGCUCCAGUAG
Messenger RNA from Cetraspora pellucida, 492 nucleotides. The record is from the annotation of a GenBank genome assembly. Lineage: Eukaryota; Fungi; Glomeromycota; Glomeromycetes; Diversisporales; Gigasporaceae.